GGCGCUGUGUGUCCUUGGGCGGAGCCGGGAGGUGACUCUGGCCGAAGAGGACGACGCAGCAUGAGGGCCCUGCGGGUGAGGGCCCCCAACGGCCGGGCCGGGCUCCCUGCUCAGCGCCCUUACCCUAAACAUCCCGGGAUCUGGGGCCGUGCAGCUACCCCCGUCCGAGCUGCGGAGGUGUCCCAGGCGCUGGUCCGCUCUUUCAGCUCUACAGCCCGGAGCCGCUUUGAGAACCGAGUGGCCGAGAAACAGAAAGUCUUCCAGGCGGACAACGACCUCCCGGUGCACCUGAAGGGCGGUGGGAUGGACAACAUCCUCUACCGCCUGACCAUGACCCUGACUCUGGGAGGCACUGUCUACAGCUUGUACUGCCUUGGCUGGGCCUCCUUCCCCCACAAGAAGUGAGAACAAGACGCCUGGAGGACACAGGGGACUUCAGUAUCAAUAAAUGUGCUGGCUCUGG
Molecule: messenger RNA, 463 nt
Organism: Oryctolagus cuniculus (rabbit)
Lineage: Eukaryota; Metazoa; Chordata; Mammalia; Lagomorpha; Leporidae
Source: RefSeq, a predicted model, not a curated record